AUGUUUUCAUUUGAAGAUUCUUUUAACUUUAAAGCACAAAUGCUUUAUACCCCUAUCUUUAAAGUAAAAAUAUUUCAUAGUAGUAAUUUCUCAAAUAACUAUGUUAUAAUUGUAUCUCCAAUUCAACAACUCAAUGAAGAUGGAUAUAAAAACAAGGAUAAUAAAUUAGAAUAUGCUUUUUCUAUCAUCAGUAUAAUUGAAUUAAAAAUAAUUGUAAAUCUGAGCUUUAAAGCUUGCAUAAUAAUUCUUGAUAUCUCUAUUGAAUAUUUUGAAAAAAGCCUCACUGAUAGUGUUAUCGUAAGCAUUGAUACAAUGGUUAUAAAAGGAUACCUUAGGUUUUACAAGAAGGAUGAAAAUGUAUGUUUAGAUUAUAGUCUUAAAGUGUUUAAAGCUCCCGCUGUUUAA
Messenger RNA from Funneliformis caledonium, 405 nucleotides. Lineage: Eukaryota; Fungi; Glomeromycota; Glomeromycetes; Glomerales; Glomeraceae. The record is from the annotation of a GenBank genome assembly.